Aspergillus ochraceoroseus IBT 24754 is the source of this 1642-nucleotide messenger RNA. Its product is annotated as protein kinase PKP2. Gene Ontology annotation, cellular component: mitochondrion. NCBI's taxonomy places the organism in Eukaryota, Fungi, Ascomycota, Eurotiomycetes, Eurotiales, Aspergillaceae. Gene Ontology annotation, biological process: regulation of glucose metabolic process; protein phosphorylation. Gene Ontology annotation, molecular function: pyruvate dehydrogenase (acetyl-transferring) kinase activity. The transcript is spliced from 4 exons. The record is from RefSeq and is a predicted model, not a curated record. Bases 108 to 1430 code for a protein of 440 amino acids.
UGGAGGACUCGACCUGGAGAUUUGAGGUCAUGUUUGGGAACGUUUCUUCAAACCUAACCUUCUCUCUGACUCCCAUGAGGUGCUCUUGAUCUCUCUACCAGAGCGAGAUGCUGCGGAGUCAUCCAGCUCGAUGCUGGCAUGUCCUCCGAGAAGGCUGUCGCUCGACACGACGACUGUCUACUGAGACUUCUUCCCACAGUCUUCCGCCAUGGAGACCUGUUUCGGCUCUAGACGAAUGGGUCGAACGACAAAUUCGACCGAUCAGUUUGCGCCAACUGACCUUCUUUGGGCGCACAUUGACCGAAUCCCGACUCAUCAGUUCUGCCAACUACGUGCGGACGGAGCUCCCAACCAGAAUAGCACAUCGUCUACGAGACAUCCAAAAGCUACCGUACGUUGUGGUAGCCAACCCUCACCUCUCUCUCGUCUACGAACUCUAUUAUAAGGCCUUUGAGAGAUUUCGCCGGGUACCAGAAAUCCGAACGCUCGAGGACAAUGACAACUUCUGCGAGGUAUUGCGCAAGACGCUCCAAGAGCACCUGGUUGUCAUACCAAAGUUAGCAAUGGGAGUGCUGGAGUGCCGGGACUUGGUCCCCGCCGAGGUCAUGGACCAGUUCAUGAAUACUCUACUCAGAGCGAGAAUCUCCCGGCGAGUCAUUGCAGAACAACAUCUCGCAUUGACGGAAACGUUCAACUCCCCGUGGCACUUCCCUGGAUCACAAGAUCGAACAGACCUGAAUGCAGACUUUGUGGGGGAGGUUUUCUUAAAAUGUAACGCCAAAGAAGUCGUUGAACGGUGCGGAAAUUUAGUUCAAGACAUGAUUCGGCAGAGCUCGGGAUCAGAUAAGAUCCCAGAGAUAUCUGUACAGGGCCACCUCGAUGCGACAUUCCCAUACAUGCUGAGCCACCUGGAAUACAUAAUUGGCGAACUCCUUCGGAACUCGAUUCAGGCCGUCAGUGAAAGGUAUCAUGACCUGCAGGAACAACCGCCCCCCAUUGAAGUCCUGAUUUGUGAAGCACCGCAGCAUGUAAUCUUGCGGGUGUCCGACCAAGGGGGCGGGAUCCCGCGAGAAAUACUCCCGUACCUGUGGUCUUUCAACAAAGGGCCCCAUAGCAAAGUACGGCUCGCGAAUUUAGGAAGAGUCCCCGCAAUGGCCGCCACUUUGCAGGAAUUAACUGUGUCGAAAGAGAGAAAACAUGCGGACAAGGAAACCUUUCGUGAAAGCUCCCUCGAUACCCUGACCUCGCGGCCUCCGGAUCUACGUCUUGGAAUAGGGCUUCCAAUGAGCCGGGUCUACGCGGAGUACUGGGCAGGCAGUCUCGAGCUACACAGCUUAGAAGGAUAUGGUGUGGAUGCCUUCCUUCAAAUCUCGAAACUUGGCAACAAGAACGAGCAAGUCACCACCAGAGCAACCAUUGAUGCGGUGUGAUCCACCCAACCAGCAAUGUACAAACUGUCCAAACGUCUACUCCGUAUAUAUAUAUAUAUAUAUACCCUCGGAACCCUGAAGACAGAAAACGAGUAGAAAGUCGGCUUUACGGAACAAGAUCAGGAUUUGCUAUUCCGUCUGGUCGGCCCAUGUCGGAAUGACGUCAUCUGGAAUGCACCCUCUCUUUUUGCCUUGGGAGAGUUGCAGCAGCC